UCAAAGACAGUGACUUCGUUUCAUAGAUCUUUACUUCCAUUUUUAUUUUAAUUCAUCUAAAGAUUUGCACUGAUAAAAUCUACAUGAGAUGAAAUAUCGAAUAACGGACGAUAUAUUCGCUUCGUUGAUCAAGGAUGCAAUCUUUAAUUAUCAUUCUGUGUCUCUUGCAAGCAUCACGGAGGCUAUCGCAUCUCGCUGCCGAUCCGAUUGGAAUACCAAUCGAAAAGACAGCAAAAGCACAUGCAAACAGAAGAAGAGAAGGGCUUGAUUACACGAUUUGUCUAGAAGCGGAGAAAGAAGAUAAUCGUUGCGACGCGUUAAUGAAAAGAUCCGAUUCCGAUGACAGAGGUACUGUAACAGAUAAUACACCAGCUAGAUUACACGAGACUUGGGUGUCACAGGAAUGCGAAGUACGAACGGGCCCGAAGUACGUUAUAAGAAAAUACAAUUUCUUUAAAAAUGACACUUUCCUGUUGUUACAAUAUCAUUACGCCGAGGAAUCUUGUAGCAUCGCAACUUACACGAUCAUAGCGCGAGGUUCAAUUAAAAUUGUAUCUCCCUCUGCCACGGUUCCUGGCGCCGCAGAAACUUACGUGCAGUUGGAUUCGGUUCACUUGAUACCGCUUAACAGACAGGUCGCGCAUAAAUUUGGCCGGAGAAUGAACACGAGUUGCGGCUGGGACAAGAAGUGGCGUCCCUACGUAUCACAGCUCAUUUACGAGCGAGAUUCUUCGUUAAAUACAGAUUUGAACGCACACGACUUGAAUUCUAAUUCACUGCAGAGUCGCUUAUCGCGAGCGAAGAGACGACACACGUUGCAGUGUCUCGAAUCUUUCGACGUAGAUCUCACAGAACUUGAAUUGCUGCGAAUUGAAGUGAAACGAUUUAAUUCCCCCACGAAUUCGUCGACACCGGGCCGAGAAAGGAUCGAAUUGCUACUCGGUGGGCUAGCUCGGAGCAUUAAUUCUCAACGAAUGCAACCAAGUCGCCUGCAGUCUACACCUUUGCUACGCGCCGACACGCAAGCUAUGGAUUGUCCGAUUUGCGGGAACGUGUAUCGUGCCACGGAGUGCAGUCCGCCUCUGUUUCAUCAAGCACCGUCGCUGCCAGCGGUGAUCGACGGUCUUUGGUUGAGCGUCAGAUGCGAGAGCGUAGACGGAGGACUUUGGUCCAAGAGAUUCUUCCAGAUGUACUCAAGGGACAACAGGUGGUUCGCUCGUUGGACUUAUUAUACUGAUUCUACCUGCUCGAACGUCUUGUAUAUGACAAGCGCGACUGGAACUUACGUUCAACGAGCUCUGGAGACGGAUAUUUAUCGUCACGUUCCGGGAGAUACCGAGGAAUCGAUUAUGCUGCGGGUGAAUCGAAGGCAGCGAAUGAAACUUGAUCAAGAUCCUUUCCAGGCUCAGCAGAACGCGAAGAUACCUUCUGGUACGAGCGAGUUGGAACUUCGCGUUCUCGACGGUCUACUGGUUCCGAUUAGUAGGAUCGUGCCAUCCGGAUGCAAAGUCACGAAUAGAGCAAAAGGAAUUAUGAGGAUAAGAAGAAUCGAACGGGAUUUGAAGAACUGCAUGCCUAAAGAUAUCGAGACUCCAGCGACAAUAAAAUUCAAAGCGAAGAUCAGUCUGAAUUGGAAGGGAGAUUAUACUUUGCUGUUAGCUGCCUGGAGAGACGAUCCAUGGGAGGCGCCCCUUUAUCGAUGCUCGGAAACGGCUACUCGAACUUAUUUUCAAGAAUUAUUGUAUGGAAACUCGUUUUUUCCUAGAGAAAGAAGUAGUCGAUAUAACCAAUUCAAUCGAUUCAGGCGACAUUGGUUUUCUACUUCGCUCGCUGUGCGAUUCACAGGAUUUUCGUUUACGAUAUACUUGACUAUUUCAUGUUUCUUACAUUGGCUCAACUUCGUCUACUGAAGAAAUGCAAAGGGAAGAUGGAGAUGUGAUUGUAAGAUUACUGGCGCUUUAAUAAUAUAGAGUUAAAACGAUAUACGUAGCCAUGUAUCUGUACUAACAUUCGAAAUCAAGAUUUUGUUAUCUACCAUAAUUUAGUUAUAAACAGUUUAUUUCUAAAUCCCUUUUAAUAUGAGCGUUUCAUCUCUUGAAUAUUGCAUUAUUCUCAAACGUGACGAUCUCCCCCGUAAGUCACUUAAACUUCAAUAUUAAAGAAUUUAAACGCUACACGAAUUUAAAUUUCUCUUGCCUCUUCACGUUUUAAAUGUACCAGCUGAGAAGUAAAUAAAAACACA
Ceratina calcarata is the source of this 2242-nucleotide messenger RNA. RefSeq names its product protein APCDD1. Gene Ontology annotation, cellular component: plasma membrane. The record is from RefSeq and is a predicted model, not a curated record. Gene Ontology annotation, molecular function: Wnt-protein binding. NCBI's taxonomy places the organism in Eukaryota, Metazoa, Arthropoda, Insecta, Hymenoptera, Apidae. The transcript is spliced from 6 exons. Bases 135 to 1910 code for a protein of 591 amino acids. Gene Ontology annotation, biological process: negative regulation of Wnt signaling pathway.